AUGCCCCCAAACUCCUACCCCGCACAGGACUCGUCCGCCCGCGCAGACGCACCGGCAGGCCCCCGCGACCGUGCAGAUCGAGAUCGAGAACGAGACAGAGACAGAGACCGGGGCAGCAGCAGCGGGGCAGGCGGCAGCAGCGAGCGGGACAGGGACAGAAAACACGGCAGAGACGCCUCCAAGCAUGGUCGCUCGUCCAACCGCAUACUGGGCGAUUAUACCCUCACAAAGACCCUCGGUGCUGGCUCCAUGGGCAAGGUCAAGCUCGCCAUUCACAACCCUACCGAGGAAAAGCUCGCUGUCAAAAUCCUCCCCCGCGCUCAGCCCCCUCCCCCCAAUGCCCCCGCCGACCCGAAGCAGGCUCAAAAGGACGCGGCCAAGGAGGUGCGCACGCUGCGCGAGGCGGCGCUUAGUAUGCUGCUGCACCACCCGCACAUCUGCGGGAUGCGCGAGAUGAUCGUGCACGCCCACCACUACUACAUGGUCUUCGAGUACGUCGACGGUGGCCAGAUGCUCGACUACAUCAUCGCCCACGGCCGUCUCCGCGAGCGCGUCGCCCGCAAGUUCGCCCGCCAGAUCGGGAGCGCGCUCGAGUAUUGCCACAUGAACAAUGUCGUUCAUCGGGACCUUAAGAUCGAGAAUAUUUUGAUUUCCGAGUCGGGCAACAUCAAGAUCAUCGACUUUGGCCUCUCCAACCUCUUCGACCCCGUCUCCACCCUCGGCACAUUCUGUGGUUCCCUCUAUUUUGCAGCACCUGAGCUCCUCAAUGCGCGGGCGUACACAGGACCCGAAGUCGACGUCUGGAGUUUUGGUGUCGUGCUGUAUGUUCUGGUGUGCGGGAAGGUGCCGUUUGAUGAUCAAAGUAUGCCUGCGUUGCAUGCCAAGAUCAAGAGAGGGCUGGUCGAGUACCCGGUUUGGCUGAGUGCUGAAUGCAAACACCUUCUCUCCCGCAUGCUCGUCACCAACCCCGCCGCCCGCGCCCCCCUGUCCGAGGUCCUCUCCCACCCGUGGAUGACCCGCGGCUUCGGUGGCCCGCCCGCCUCGCAUGGGCUCCCACGCAUCCCGCUCAAGGCGAACGACGUCGACCCCGCCGUCGUCGCCCGCAUGCGCGGCUUCUCGUUCGGCGAGCCAGACGACAUCGAGCGCCGCCUGCGCGACGUGCUCAACAGCGACUCGUACAAGCGCUCCGUCGCCGCCUUCGAGCGCAAGCGCGGCUGGGGCUCGGGGAGCUCGUUCGACGGGUCGAACGGCAACGGCGGGGGCGUGUCGAGCAGCAGUCUCGCAUUGUCGUUUGACAGCCGCGAUUCGCACGGGAAUGCGCCCGGGUCGGCGAAGAAGAAUAAGCGGUUUAGUGGGCUCGGGCUUGACUUUGCGAGGCGGAAGCUGUUUUUGCCUGGAAGUAAUGCGGGCUCGCCGCCUGGAUCGCCGUCUGCGAGCCCGCCGACGUCGACCUCGGCUGUGCAUCUUCUUGCCGCGGGCGCGAACGGUGUGGCCGCGCACGAGCAGGACCCGACGCACGGCUUUCACCCGCUCGUGUCGAUGUAUUUUCUCGCGAGGGAGAAGAUGGAGCGCGAGCGCGUGUUUGGGCCGGGCGCGUUCGCGAGCUCGCAGGCGGAGCUGCACGCGCAGCAUCAUGCGCAAGCGUUCUCGGCUGCUGCGUCGGCUGCUGCGUCUGGUAUGCCGUCGCCCGGCAAUGCGAUACCCGGUGUGGGCACGCAGCCGCCGCAUGCGUUCGUGGCUGCGCCUGGUAAAGGCAGAGCGUCCGUCGACGGUGACGCGGAUGUGGACCCUGAGGACGCUGCGCUCGGUCUUGGGAAGGGUGUCAGCGCGCCCGGGCCGGCGCGGAACAGCACGGUCCGUGCGCCGGCGGACGCGCUGGGCAAUAGGGCGGACUAUAGCAUGCCGCUGCCAAGGCUACCGCCGCCUGAGACGUCGCAUUACUCGGGCCGUGCGCUCGAUCCGGGGAGCGCGGCGGGCGGGGUGCCGCCGAGUCCGAGUCCGACGGCGCCGCAGUUCCAGGGGGUGCCGAGGGCGAGGGAUGUGGGGAUGGAGGUGCCGCCGAGUCCGGCGCCGACGAGUGCGAGUGCGACGGCGAGAGUGGGGAUGCCGAAGGCGCCGCAUGCUGCGCCGCAUCGGAGGAGCCAUUCUGUGUCGACGCAGCAGCAGCAGCAGCUGGCGCAACAGCAGCAGCAACAGCAGGGAGCGGGGACGCCGAGGGUGCCGUUGCUUAACCUUGCGAAUGUGUUCAGCGGGGGCGGGCCUGCGAGCGCUGGGCCUGCGCCUGGACGGAAUUCGAUGGUCGAGGCGCGCAGGCCUGGCGAUAUUGCUAUGAUGAACGAGGGUGUCGCUGCUUCGAGCGGGCCGAAGACCGCCGGGCCGGAGGUGGGCAGUGGCGGGUUCGCUGCUGCGCAGGAGCAGGCUGCCGCCGCGAGUGCGGCGGAGAAGGAGAGGGAGAGGGAGGAGUUUGGUGGGCAUGCGGGAGGGGGAGGAGGAGGGAGCGCGAUGGGCGGGCUUGUGCGCAAGUUUGGCACGUUGCUCGGUGCGCGGGAUCAUUCGGGGAAGCAUCAUCAGGGGAGCAUUGGUAGGCGGACGACGAUGUUUGGGGCUGUUGGUGGUGGGCAUCACCAUGCGGCGGCGGAGCAGGAGAAGGUGUCGACGGACAGUCGUCAGGCCGAGGAGAAGGAGAAGGAGCAGCAGCCGGCGCCGCCAAAGGUUUCGGUGACCGAGCCGGGCGAGGUUGUCGAUGAGAAAACGCCGCAGCAGUCUCAGCAGCAGCAGCUUCCGUCGUCGACCCCGUCGACGCCUACGCAGCGCCCCCAGGCGCGCACGCUUACCACGUCCGUUUCGCAGCCUCUCGGCACCAACGCCGGAGUUCAUCGUCGCGCGGCGACCAUCCUUGACCCUUCAGGUCGCGCUGCGCGCCACGAGCGGCGCUCGUCGACGGGCGGCGCGCUGCUGCCUGGGCUUGCGCAGCUCGGUGGCACGCUCGGACGGCACAGGAGGCCGAGCACCGGGUUUGGUGGGACAGCGAGGCCUGGGACGGCUGGGGGUGCGUUUGGGAGGACGGACGAGGUGGACGAGGAGGCGCAGGCUGCCGGAAAUGAGGCGCAGGAGGGUGCUGCUGCUGGAGGGAAACGUGAAGGGGCUGGGGCCGGGUAUGAUACGGAGGCGGAGAGCGGGGCGGAGGGGGUGCAGGGGGAUAAGGACUUUAAGCAGGUGCAUUUGAAGGGGCUGUUUAGUGUGGCGACGACGUCGACGAAGCCACCUGGCGUGCUCAAGGCGGACAUUCGGCGCGUUCUCGACCGGAUGCAGGUCCACUACCGCGAGACCAAGACCGGGUUCGAGUGUGUCCAUACGCCGUCUAUUGUUCCGCAGGGCUCGUCUUCCGUUUCUGGCGCCGCGGGUAGCUCGUCCCAGCACAACGGCGGUACGCAGUACCAUGCAGCUACGCUCGGCGGGUCCGUCACUGCGCCGCCAACGCCACGCCCGAGCACGCAGAGGCGGCCGAGCAGCAUCGCGAGCAGCGACACGAACCAGACGGGCAAGCGUUCGGUGGUGAAGAAGGCGAGCAAGCUCUCGUUUGGGAUACGCUCGCGCGACAAGGGUGGCAAGGACAAGCACAAGGAGCAGCAGGACCGCGACCAGGACUCGGUGCGGACGACGACGCCGACGCCCGCGAUCGCGGACAAGGACCUGCCGACGCGCCCGUCGGGCGCCAGUGUGCUCAGCCCGAACGCGAGUAGUGGUUCAUCGUCGUUCUUCAAUCCCGCUGCGGACAACAACGGGAGUGUGAACGGGGCGGGGCUCUCUGCGCCGAUCAGCACCGCUUCGGGCGCGAGCGACGGCGAGGACGGGGACGGCGGGAGCACCGUUGAGAAUGGGACGGUUGCCACUGCUACAUCUGGGCUGGACGGGACUGGGUUCAGCACCACGGACGCGGGGUCGACGCUGUACGAGGAGCCGGGCCAGAUGCAUACGUUGAGGCCGGGGAGUAGGUCGAGUGGCGGCAAGAUUUUGCCGCCUAUUCCGAGGGAUUUUGCGUUUGGGCAGGGACCACAAGGGCAAGGGCAGCAGAGCCAGCAGCCGUUCCCGACGGGCGCUGUGGGUCCGGAUGUGUUUGAGAGUAUGGGUGCGAACACGCUCAGUGUGAGGUUUGACGUGAACAUUCUCAAGGUGCCCUGGUUGCCGCUGCAUGGGAUCCAGUUCCGUCGUGCGGGCGGAGACGGGUGGCAGUACCAGAUGCUGGCUAGGCGGGUGCUCACGGAGCUGAAGCUAUAGUCUUUGCUCUUUCCCCGUCUUUGCUCUUCUUCUCGCUCGAUAUUCCCAAACGAACCGCCGUUCGUUCUCUCUCUCCCUCCUCAAACACCCGACUUUACCCCGCUUUUGGUUUCUUUGACGACAUGAACGCAGCUUACGCCCCUCAGCCCCUUCAAUUCACGGAUGCUCAGGAAGGAAACCACGACGUUCCUCAAAUCACACCAAAUGACGCCCGCUGGGUUUGAUAUCCAGCGACGCGAAUCUACCCUCUUCUGGCUCGCUCGUUUGCUGACAGCUUUAUGCCUUGCUUACUGUGCUGUGCUAUGUGAUAUAUAUAAUCCAGGGUUCUUCUCUUGAACACGGACAACGGUUCUUUCGCACCAACGGUCAUCGAUAUCGAUUCAUCUCUCAACUCUCGCUCUUACCCCUAAUACAAUACUCGUUUCAUGGUCUGUCUUUCGACUCUCAUGCGCUUCACUCUCUUUUUGCCUCGUCAAGUUUCAUCUUAGUCCUAGUCUUAACCUUUUCUUAGCUUACUCGUUCGUCUGCGUUUUCGUUAGUCUUACUCUCUGCGAUGCUUUUAUUCUCCUGGUGUCUGGCUCCUCUGGCUACUUUUUUUUUUCACGUCUAUUGAAUUAGAAAUCAG
This is a messenger RNA of Coniophora puteana RWD-64-598 SS2, 4903 nucleotides long. RefSeq names its product Pkinase-domain-containing protein. Bases 1 to 4278 code for a protein of 1425 amino acids. Lineage: Eukaryota; Fungi; Basidiomycota; Agaricomycetes; Boletales; Coniophoraceae. Gene Ontology annotation, biological process: microtubule cytoskeleton organization; intracellular signal transduction; protein phosphorylation. Gene Ontology annotation, cellular component: cytoplasm. The transcript is spliced from 6 exons. The record is from RefSeq and is a predicted model, not a curated record. Gene Ontology annotation, molecular function: tau-protein kinase activity; ATP binding; protein serine/threonine kinase activity.